UUUCUCCUGCACCGCUGGGGAGAGCUGGGGAGCCCUAGCCUGGCCGGAGUUGGCUGGAGCUGUUGCCAUGACAAGCAUUUUCUUAAGGAAGCUCUGCUGUUGAGAUCGUCCAGGGCUGGGGGUGGGGAAGGGGCGCGAACUUCCCGGGGAGCCAUCCCCCUGGAGAGAGCGGGAUCGGGGCCCCGGCCCAGCUCCCAGCGCCAGUUUCGGUCCGGGCACGUCGUGCUCAUUGAAAGGGCCAGGAAGAGACCCGGCCCACGCCCCGCGGCGGCGGCACCGGCACCGCCGGCACCGGCGAGCUCGCCCGCCUGCAGCACUAGCCCGCGUGCCACUCCGAGGAGGCAGGGUGCUCGGCCCACCCGCCCGGUCCAUGGACACCCGGAGGCGCAGUCCCGCCCGCGGAGACCCGGAGUUCUGCUAGACACACAGAGAUCCAGUUGUCAUCAGUAUCCAGGGAGCCCUCCUUUUCCUCGUCCUGCUGAUCUACCACCACAGUUGCUGGCUGUCACUAACAUCGCCUCCAUGUAACAAGCACAUCCUCUUUACACCUCCAUCUGGACAAGUCAAUGUAAGCUAGGAACCUACCUGUCCUGGACAACCAUUUCCGUCACCACCCAGGGGACACCAGUCACCGUGACACGAAGUCCGUCUUCUAUUUGGCUCCCCCAUCUUCUUCCUGUUCUCACUGACAGGCUUUGUACAGAAGAAAAGCUCAAGGCUUGGGUUGCUACCUUUAGGAGAUAUUAUUACUCUGUUUUCUGACUGGGCCCUCACAGAAGCAAGAAGCAGGAAAAGGCGGGGACAAGAAGGCAAGAGACAUUGGGCAUUUGAGGGGAGACUCCUCAUAUUCUCUGGUUGAGGGGCUGGGAUCACAGAUACAAUGACGAACCCAUCAGGACAUUCCUUUCCCGCCAACUCGAUGGCUGAGAGCCAUGAAAGUGACUUUGGUUUUACGUUAAUGGAGUUGAGGAAACUCAUGGAACUUCGUGCAGCUGAUGGAGUGACUCACAUCAAUGUCCACUAUGGCGGGGUACAGAAUAUCUGCAGUAUACUGAAAACCUCCCCUGUGGAAGGUCUUUCUGGGAACCCUGCUGACCUAGAGAAACGUAGACUCAAGUUUGGACGGAACUUCAUACCCCCCAAAAAGUCCAAGACCUUCUUAGGAUUAGUGUGGGAAGCCCUUCAAGAUGUCACGCUCAUCAUCCUGGAGAUCGCAGCCAUCAUCUCCCUCGUCCUGUCCUUCUAUCGCCCCCCUGGUGGAAAUAAUGAAAUAUGUGGUGAAGCCGCAAGUACUCCAGAAGACGAAAAUGAGGCCGAAGCUGGCUGGAUCGAGGGGGCAGCCAUCCUGUUCUCGGUGAUCAUAGUGGUAUUGGUGACUGCCUUCAAUGACUGGAGCAAAGAGAAACAGUUCCGGGGACUGCAGAGCCGUAUUGAGCAGGAACAGAAGUUCUCCAUCAUCCGGAAUGGUCAGCUCAUCCAGCUCCCUGUGGCUGAGAUCGUGGUGGGGGACAUCGCCCAGGUCAAAUACGGUGACCUGCUGCCUGCAGAUGGAAUCCUGAUCCAGGGAAACGACCUGAAGAUUGAUGAGAGCUCUCUGACAGGGGAGUCAGACCAUGUCAGGAAGUCCCUGGACCAAGACCCCAUGUUGCUCUCAGGGACUCAUGUGAUGGAAGGUUCUGGCCGGAUGGUGGUGACUGCUGUGGGGGUCAACUCCCAGACAGGAAUCAUCUUUACUCUCUUGGGGGCCAAUGAGGAUGAUGAGGACGAAAAGAAGAAGAAAGGUAAAAAACAAGGAGUCCCUGAAAAUCGCAACAAAGCAAAGACCCAGGAUGGAGUGGCCUUGGAAAUCCAGCCACUCAAUAGCCAGGAGGGGACUGACAAUGAAGAAAAGGAAAAGAAGAUCACCAAGGUGCCCAAAAAGGAGAAGUCGGUGCUGCAGGGCAAGCUGACACGCUUGGCCGUUCAGAUUGGGAAAGCCGGUCUGAUCAUGUCAGCCAUCACAGUUGUCAUCCUGAUUCUGUACUUCGUGAUUGACAACUUUGUGAUACAAGGCAGGCCGUGGCUACCUGAGUGUACUGCCGUCUACAUCCAGUACUUCGUCAAGUUCUUCAUCAUUGGCGUGACUGUAUUGGUGGUGGCUGUGCCGGAGGGGCUGCCACUGGCUGUCACCAUCUCCUUGGCCUACUCUGUGAAGAAAAUGAUGAAAGACAAUAACCUGGUACGGCACCUGGAUGCUUGUGAGACCAUGGGCAAUGCCACUGCCAUUUGCUCUGACAAGACAGGCACGUUGACCAUGAACCGCAUGACAGUAGUACAAGCUUACAUCGGGGGCACCCACUACCGUCAAAUCCCAAGCCCCGAUAUCUUGCCACCCAAGGUCCUGGACCUUAUUGUCAAUGGCAUUUCCAUCAACUGUGCUUAUACGUCUAAGAUUUUGCCUCCAGAGAAGGAGGGAGGUCUGCCACGGCAGGUGGGCAACAAAACCGAAUGUGCUCUGCUGGGCUUUGUCACCAACCUGAAGCACGAUUACCAGGCCGUGCGUAAUGAGGUGCCUGAGGAGAAGCUCUACAAGGUGUACACCUUCAAUUCGGUGCGCAAGUCCAUGAGCACAGUCAUCUGCAAGCCCAGUGGCGGCUUCCGCAUGUUCAGCAAAGGCGCCUCAGAGAUCAUCUUGCGCAAGUGUAAUCGAAUCCUCGACAAGACGGGGGAAGCAUUGCCAUUCAAGAGUAAGGACCGAGAUGACAUGGUGCGUACUGUCAUCGACCCCAUGGCCUGUGAAGGACUCCGGACUAUCUGCAUAGCUUACCGGGAUUUCGAUGACACAGAGCCCGCCUGGGACAACGAGAACGAGAUCCUCACAGAAUUGACCUGUAUCGCGGUGGUGGGCAUUGAAGACCCCGUGCGUCCAGAGGUUCCGGACGCUAUUGCCAAGUGCAAACGAGCUGGCAUUACUGUCAGAAUGGUGACAGGUGACAACAUCAACACAGCCCGGGCCAUUGCCACCAAAUGUGGCAUUGUGACGCCUACAGAUGACUUCUUGUGCUUAGAAGGCAAAGAAUUCAACAGACUCAUCCGCAAUGAGAAAGGCGAGGUAGAGCAAGAAAAGCUGGACAAGAUCUGGCCUAAGCUCCGGGUGCUGGCGCGGUCUUCCCCCACUGACAAGCACACACUGGUGAAAGGCAUCAUUGACAGCACUGUUGGAGAGCAGCAGCAGGUGGUGGCUGUCACUGGAGAUGGCACCAACGACGGGCCUGCCCUGAAGAAAGCAGAUGUCGGUUUUGCCAUGGGUAUCGCAGGCACAGAUGUAGCCAAGGAAGCAUCAGAUAUCAUCCUCACAGAUGACAACUUCACCAGCAUCGUGAAGGCAGUGAUGUGGGGACGAAAUGUCUAUGACAGCAUCUCCAAGUUCCUGCAGUUCCAGCUCACUGUCAACGUGGUGGCCGUGAUCGUGGCCUUCACCGGAGCCUGCAUCACUCAGGACUCCCCGCUGAAAGCUGUGCAGAUGCUGUGGGUUAAUCUGAUCAUGGACACUUUUGCUUCACUGGCCCUAGCCACAGAACCCCCCACAGAGUCUCUGUUAAAGCGUCGUCCUUAUGGCCGGAACAAGCCUCUGAUCUCACGAACUAUGAUGAAGAACAUCCUGGGCCACGCAGUCUAUCAGCUCACUGUCAUCUUCUUCCUCGUCUUUGCUGGUGAGCAAUUCUUUGAUAUCGAUAGUGGGAGGAAGGCACCGCUGCACUCACCGCCCAGCCAGCACUACACCAUCGUCUUCAACACCUUCGUGCUGAUGCAGCUCUUUAAUGAAAUCAACUCCCGGAAGAUCCAUGGAGAAAGGAAUGUCUUUUCAGGCGUCUACCACAACCUCAUCUUCUGCUCGGUGGUCUUGGGCACAUUCAUCAGCCAGGUUAUCAUUGUGGAAUUUGGGGGUAAACCCUUCAGUUGCACCAAGCUCAGCCUGUCCCAGUGGCUGUGGUGUCUCUUCAUCGGGGUUGGAGAGCUCCUGUGGGGCCAGAUCAUCUCUGCAAUACCUACUCAGUCUCUGAAGUUCCUGAAGGAGGCUGGGCAUGGCACUGCCAAAGAGGAGAUCACCAAGGAUGCUGAGGGGCUGGACGAGAUUGACCACGCUGAGAUGGAGCUGCGCCGAGGCCAAAUCCUCUGGUUCCGGGGCCUGAACCGUAUCCAGACUCAGAUUGAAGUAAUUAAUACAUUCCAGACGGGAGCCUCUUUUAAGGGAGUCCUAAAGCGGCAGAACAUGGGUCAACACCUUGAUGUAAAACUCGUUCCUAGCUCAUCCUAUAUCAAAGUGGUCAAAGCGUUCCAUAGCUCCCUCCAUGAAAGCAUUCAGAAACCCGCGAGCCAACACUCCAUCCACAACUUCAUGACCCACCCUGAAUUCACCAUAGAGGAGGAGUCGCCACGAACACCGCUGUUGGAUGAGCAAAAGGAAGAAGAUCUUGAAAACGUUUCUAAGACUUGGGCUAGGGUACUCCCAUUGGAUGAUGAGGUCACUGCACAAGCUAACACAAACAACAAUGCAGUAGAUGGCACUCAAGAACAGAUCGUUGCCUCCCAUUUGGACAGCCCUCUACAAAACCUGGAGACGUCAGUUUGAACUUUCAUUCUCUGACUCCCACCCCUGUUGUCCCUAAUUUCUUUCUCAUCUGUCCCAUCUAUGAGGUGAUGACGGGACUUUCAUUGUCAUGUCAACUGCUCCCAAGUGUGAGAGACCCCUCCCAUACACACAUCUGACUAUGAAGAAGCAGGAGCACAGACCUACAAGGAUUUCAGCCUAAACUUGAGUUUGUAGCAGGACCAGUCAAACACAGGCAGGUAACUGUAGAGUCUAUUCCUUGGGGGCAUCAGUUGUCAUUUGUAAAGGAAUGUAGCCGGUCCUCCAAGCAUCACCCAACCCAAAUUCUCCCCAGUGUUCAGACAUGCCAUCGUCUCCUGACUUCUGCAUUUUAUCCUCUGAGUCUCUGCCAUUUGCAAACUGGGACUUUAGAGAAAGAUGAAUGUCCACAGAUGAAAUCUGUUGAUGUAAGGAUAGAAUGUAUAAAUCAGCCAGUGGAAUGAUGGUUUUAAAAAUAGUUUCUACCACUUUGAAAACCUAUCCCUGAAGGCCUCUAGUUUUUUCUGUCCCUAGUGUUCUUUGGUCUUUUGUAACCCUUGUUCUAUCCCUUUACUUUUGUAAACAUUGUGAUAAUUGGGAGAAUGGAAAGGACAUAAAUUGAUUCAAAUUUGACCAUUCUCCUUUAAGGCCUCAGUGGAACCCUUGACUUGGUUCUAGAGGUAAAUGGAUUUCUCUGUUAAGAGUCCUUUUGAAGCCAUUAAUAGCUGAUAAGAAUGUUUUCCUGUUGUCAAGUUAGCAUCUCCUUCCAAACUGCCAUCUUGUCAGGUGUAUGUGGUCCUGAAGUGCCAAAGAGAUGCCAGAGAGAUCAGUCUUAACCAUAAAGCUUACACAUGUAGAAUACAGGUGAAUGCAGCUUUCACUAUGGGCCUGAGCAUCUUUCUGUUCCAGAAGAAUGCAUUUGGUAUGGCCCUGCCUACUAGCUGGUCCUGGAGUUUGAGGACCAGAAGCUAGCAGGCCUGAGAUAAGACAGACCAUCAACUCAGACUUGUGAGGUCCUCCUUGGGAUGACUGCUGCUUUCAAAGCCAUCUCCAGGGCUUUUCCAGGAUAAGACCUGAUUGUCAAGGGAAUGAGUGUUGAGAAGCCAAAGAGCCACUCUGGCAUGGUUUAAGGAAACCUCCUUGCAGGCACUAGAAACCUUGAGUGUAGGUGCCUGAGUGCCAGCUUUGACCUUCUCUUCAGUUUCCUAAUUCUACUCUUUGCCAGAUCUACAGUUUUUUCUGACUCAGAAUGUUCCAAUCUUUCAGGAACAUUCUGGAUUUGUACAUAGACAUCCAAAAGGGAAGCUCCCGUGGCCUUGUACUGACUUAAGGAGCAAAACACCCAACCUGGAGGGGCCCUUGUUUCCUCUUUCUCUCCUCUCUCCCUCUCACACAUCCCCGCUGAGCACUCUCUUGGCAGUGUGCUCCAGCUGCUGACCAGGACAGCCCUAUGCCAUCUUUCCCUUCUUGCCCUCCAUCCACUGGCCACUCAGGAGUUGGGGACUUAGCUGAGACUUCCUGGGGCAAGAUGGAGCCACCUUUGCAGGAGCUCCAUUUUAUCCCUUCCAAUACUGACCGAAGCUCUCUGUGCAGGUGGAGCUAAGCAAUGUCCCCAAUUCCCACCUCCCAUUAGAUCAAUGAAGCCCAGCCCCCUCUUGCAGAGUAUCAGGAGUCAGGAGGAGGCAUUAAGGCUCUUAGGAACUGCCACAUUUCCAUUUGGGAGAGGAAGGUGACCUGAACCUACCCCCCAGCCUUUUCUUCCAGAUCCCUCUCCCUCGUCCCUUGCACCUGAGCUGUCCUAGGUAAGAAGAAUAAAGAAACAAUACCCCUACACAUCCUCAUUAUAUGUAAUCUGUCAUUAUAGGAAAACAACUCUGAUUUUGGUUUUGUGAGGGUUACAUGUUUCAACAGUCUUUUCUCUGUCUUAAAUACCCAUUGGGAAAAAAACCAGCUCACCCAAGGAGUUAAGUGUUCACACACAUAUUAUUAAGUACAUUGAAAGAUUUAAUUCUGUCAAGUCUUUUAUUACCUCACAUCAUUUAAAGAAGCAAAUCAAUACCAAGCCUUGGAGGCCAUUUUACCAUUCCUGCCCCCAAAAGACUCGUGGUGCCUGACAGGUUCCUCCUGAGGUCUCGUGUCUACUUUUUUAAAGUCAGUGGUUUGUGUGUGUGUGUGUGUGUGUGUGUGUGUGUGUGUGUGUGUGUGUGUGUGUUUGUGUGUUCUAGUUUCCAGAGAGAAAAUAUAGAAAUAUUAUGCAAAAAAAUAUACUUUUCUUUAGAUCAGAAAUGGAUAAUUUUUGAGUCAGCCAUAUGUAUUUUCUUUAAAGGAUUUAAAAUAAAGUAAGUGCCGUCAUGUAACCCUGUGGAAGGAGCGCCUAACCAGCCGACUGACAUGACAGGUGACUUAGUAUAUUUGUAAUUGGUUUAAAAACCAGUACACUGUACUUCCUUUCUCCAAACAGCCAUCUUUAUACUUAGGGAAAAAAUUUGUUGGGUUCUAGACUUUUUUAAUAUAAAUUGUGUUGAUAUGGUAUUAAGUUGAAAUGUUUAUGUGCAUAUGUUUUUAUAUAUAAGUUUUUUCUAUUCAGUUUCAGUGAUCCAACUGGCAGUGAGAAAAUAUGGCAUAAGUUACUAAUGCUUUCCCCAAAAUGGUGCUUUGGAUUUGAAAAGGUCUGAUGGGGAGAAGGAGAAAAUGUUACCCUGGAUUUCUGUCUUGAUAACCCUAGGAAAAUGAACAGUAAACUGUGGCCAGUAAGGACCCCAUCCAGCAAAAAGGGACGCAGCUGUCAGGAAAUGAAUGUGUGCCCUGCCCCGGGCCCUGCAGAGAUGGACUGCCAGGCUCUUCUGUAGCUAGUGGUUAGGACCAGGGGCCUUCUGUUGGAUUUGUGUUUCUUGAGAAAUUAGCUACCAGAGUGGUACCAAAGACAAUCUCUCCUGGUCUGCAAGGAUACUCUGAUUUAUAGUUUGCCUGUUUUUAUGGUUCUCUCACUCCAAUGAGUUUUUGUGCAAGGAUCUGAGUUGUGAUUCCUUCCUCCCCUAGAAAGGUUUCAUUCAAUAUAUCGGAUGAGAGACAGAACAGCGAGGUGAAAAAUCAGUAGCUGGUUCUAGCCCUGGGUAACGGUGUCAGAGCCAUGUCUUUCUUGUAAGCAUCCUCUGUCUUCUGAAAUGAUUCUCCCAUCCCUAAAAAUAUUAAGAGAGAGGCUAUCUAGAAUUCCAUCCAUUUGUGGAUUCUUUAGGGUUUGGGUUUUUUCUUCCGUUUGAGCUUUAGUGGGAAGAGUUUGCACAGAUAAGUCUGAGUCUCACUGCCGAAAUCCUAGAGAGGUGUGGGAAACUCAAAUGCGCCAGAAAACCUCUUAAAGUAGCUCUCGUUUUUUUCGUCCUUACCUUCCUUGCCUUACGAUUGAAGCCACCCACGGUACCACCCCAGUCUGCACACAUGCCCCCUUUCAUAACUAGGGACCACCCCACAGCACUAGUGGGGUAGGUACUGACAAAUGCCUGCUGUUCUUAAGCCAUUCCAGCCUCUUCCUCAGAAUAGACCAGACUUGCUUAUUUUAGCUCAGUGCCAGAAUUUUUGCCUUCCCAACUGCAGUUAGACUUGCUGUGUCCUUUCUGCAUUUCUUUUUAUGUUUUUAAAUUUUUCCCUGGUACUGGGAUUAAACCCAAGACCUUCACACUGAGCUACAUCCUCGACCCUUUAAAAUUUUUUUUAUCUUUCAGACAAAGGUCUUGCUAAAUUACCCAAGCUGGGUGCAAACUUGCAAUCUUUCUGCCUCAGCCUCCCAGGCAUGCACUACCACACUUGGCUCCCUUUCCUCCUGAUCAGGAAAGAUGGAGGGAGAUGAGCUUCCCAUGACUGACUUGGCCUUUGGCUCAUGUGUUCUCCCCAUGUGUAUAUAUGCCAUAUGUGAAUAUGCCAUAUACAUGUUCCAACAAAUCUAUCUACGUUUUUGCAAAUCAGCACGCAGAUAGGAUUUUGAGUUUCUUCUUUUCAAUCACUAGUAUAACAAGCACUGGUAUUUUUGUACAAAAAAGAAAAUCAAACAAAAGAUUGACUAUUGUGGUCUGCAUGACAAACAAAUGGUGGUAUCAAAGCAAUGUGUCUCCUCGUGUGUGCGGCCAUCAUUUGCAGUCCUGCUUAGCAGCACACUGAUCUGUAUUUGCAUUUUAUAUUAUUUAAGCUCUGUGUGCAAUGUUUGCAUGUAUUUAUAUGGUUCUUAGGGGAAAAUGCUAUGAACUGGCAAAUCUGAAAGUCAAAUGUGUUGUUCCACUGGGACAAGAAGAGAAGAGGAAUUUCAAGAGGAAUAAUUUUUUUGGAACCGAUAAAGCUUUUUGCUGAUGAGCAGAAACCAAUACUGCCAUGCACUGAGAAUAAAAACCUAUGCCCACUUGUAA
Molecule: messenger RNA, 9003 nt
Organism: Cavia porcellus (domestic guinea pig)
Lineage: Eukaryota; Metazoa; Chordata; Mammalia; Rodentia; Caviidae
Gene: Atp2b4
Product: ATPase plasma membrane Ca2+ transporting 4
Exons: 22
Coding region: 881-4612 (1243 amino acids)
Biological process (GO): calcium ion transmembrane transport; regulation of cytosolic calcium ion concentration
Cellular component (GO): intracellular membrane-bounded organelle; plasma membrane
Molecular function (GO): ATP binding; PDZ domain binding; ATP hydrolysis activity
Source: RefSeq, a predicted model, not a curated record